GGAACAUUCAUACCAGUCGACGUUUUACCAUCGCACCGUUACGUUCGUGUCUAUAUACCGCCUCCGAUAUCUUUCUCUGUGUCGGUAGCAUUCAAUUUUAUUGAUAAAAUAAUGUAUUCUCUAAUCAGAUAAAAUUGCACCACAAAAAAAAAUUCAAAGAUAUCUGGUAAACAAGAUUGGACAAAAUAGCAACACGGUGGUGGUCCGUAUUAAGUCGAAAUAUCAAUCAAUUUUCUUCAACAACAAAAAACUUGUUGAGUUCCGGAAUUCCUUUCGAAAGUUUUCUUCUUUUUCGUUUUUUUCCACAACACACAGUGCAAUAUUUUAUACCGUGUAAACUAUCCAAGUUCCAAGCCAACAAGUGUCCACAUUUUGAAAUCCCUCGAUCUUACCAACAAAAAUAUAACUUGUUGAGACUUCUUCAUCUUUUUUUUUUUUUUUUUUCUUUAUGGAAAAAAACCUACCUACAUUAAAAUUAAAAAAUCGUUUUUUUUUUUCUUUUACACGUCCAUCAUAAUCCUAACUCAAGUCAACUUUAUUAUACAAAUCUACCCGAAUAUACAUACCUACAUACAUACGAAUUUAUGCUUAAAAAUAUCAUGUUGAUAAUUAAAUUUAAUUCUUUGUUUUAAAUUGCCACAAGAACAAAAUUAAUUUUUACUUAAUUUUAUAUAUUUAUAUUUAAAACAAAAACAAAGAAGAAACAAAAAAAAAAAAAAAAUGCAAGGACCAGAACAUGUAGUUUCAAUGUAUGUAGCCACAUGUGGCCAAAAUGGACAAGGACUUGGUUCCGAUGAAAAGGAAAUUAUACUUUUAGUAUAUGUUGUCAUCGAUGCUGCGUCAAAUCAGAUUGUUGGUGUUAAGCAAAUUCUGGUGCGACCGAUUGGACAAUUCGGAAAAGAUAGAUCAUUGUCGACAAGUUCGGAUACAUCUAAUACCACAACUGCAGCAACAAAUACUGCUACAACUCCUACAACAACAACGAAUGCAAUCACAUAUGUACCGACAUCGCCCUUAUUGGGGGAUGUUCCACAAAAUGUGAAUGGACCACCGACAAGUGCCGAUCUGCCAAUAGCUAUUGCACAAGCUGCUGGAAAGCCUCUUAGUGAGGCGAUAAAAGAGUUCGACGAUUAUUUACGCUCUCUCUCAAUUGAUCCAGAUUCUGUGUCAAAUUUUAAAUUAAUCACAGAUGGACAAUUUCCAAUAAGACAAUGUUUACAUCCAGAAGCUUGUGCCAAAGAUCUAGAAUUACCCGCAUACUAUUGUAGAUUUAGUGAUUUACGUAAAGAAUAUGUAAAAUAUAAGUCUGGUGAUUUAUCAAGAGCACUUGUUCCAGUUAAAGAUAUUAAAAAAAUACUUCAAACACCAACAGCAAUUAUACCUCAAAGUAUUGCUGAAAUGGUAAAAGAACUCAAUAUAACCACUUGUGAUGAUACAGAAUUUUACGUUAAGGAAUCUCGAGACAUGGUUUCAGUAAUUCAAGCUCUACUAGCCAAAGGCCACAAAUUUGAUAGCAAUGAAAUAGUAAACCUACUACUAGAACCAGGAAUAUGUUCGAUUGAUGACGAAAUAGAUGGUGCCUGCAUAGUACGAGCUAGAGGAUUACCUUGGCAAAGCAGUGAUCAGGAUAUUGCCAAGUUCUUUCGUGGUCUCAACGUGGCAAAAGGUGGUGUUGCACUUUGUUUAUCACCUUUGGGACGCCGAAACGGUGAGGCUUUAGUCCGAUUCGUUUCACAAGAGCACCGAGACAUGGCGCUUAAAAGACACAAACAUCAUAUUGGUAAUCGUUACAUUGAAGUGUAUCGUGCCACAGGGGAGGAUUUCCUGUCAAUAGCUGGUGGCGCCUCAAAUGAGGCUCAAGCUUUUCUAUCAAAAGGUCAUCAAGUGAUAAUUCGAAUGCGAGGAUUACCAUAUGAUUGUACAGCGAAGCAAAUUUUGGAUUUUUUCACAACUGGCAAUGAUCCAUGUCAUGUUCUAGAUGGAACUGAAGGAGUUUUGUUUGUUAAGAAACCCGAUGGUAGAGCUACGGGAGAUGCAUUUGUUUUGUUUUCUUCUGAGCUUGAUUCACCAAAAGCAUUGUCACGACACAGAGAAUCAAUUGGACAGCGUUAUAUUGAAUUGUUUCGAUCAACAACGGCUGAAGUGCAACAAGUUUUGAAUCGGUCAAUGGAUCCAAAAACAUAUGAACCACCACAACCACCACUGAUUGCUCAAUUACCACCAAUGCAAUUAUCACUUUUACCUCAACACAUGAUAACUUCGGGAACAACCAAAAGCUGUAUUCGGCUACGUGGUCUACCCUAUGAAGCCAUGGUUGAGCAUAUAUUGCAUUUUCUUGAUGAUUUUGCCAAAAACAUAAUGUUCCAAGGAGUUCAUAUGGUCAUAAACGCUCAGGGUCAACCCAGUGGAGAAGCCUUCAUUCAAAUGGAUUCGGAAGAAGCUGCACGACAAUGCGCCCAACGCAAACACAAUCAAUUCAUGGUGUUUGGUAAAAAAUAUCGUUACAUCGAAGUUUUUCAAUGUUCCGGCGACGAUAUGAACAUGGUGUUAAGUGGAGGCAUGCAAUCGCCAGUCAAUCAUCAUCAUCCAACGAAACCUUCUCUAUUAUCACCGGGUAUGUUAUCACAACCACAGCAGACAACAACACAAUCAAAUAGUGUCCAUCCUGCAAUUCAAUCCAAUGCGCCUGCUGCGGCCGCCGCAGCAGCAGCUGCAGCCAUGGCGCAGCAACAACACAGUUAUCAACAUUUGUCAGCUGCGGCGGCAAAUUCUCAAGCUGCUGUUGCAGCCAAUGCUGCUGCUGCUGCUGUCAGUGCUGCUAGCCUCAAUCCAUUCAUAGCUAGACAUCAUUCCCUAUCGCAUCAUUCGCCAGCACCAAUGACAGCUUCAUUGCCCAUGCAUAAUGGCCAUCCAAGUGCGGCGACGCAAAAUCUGACAACAGCCGCUGCCAUGCAUAAUCAGCAUCAUUCGAAUUUACAAGGCGCCACUGCUUUGCCAUUCAAUCUGUCCAUUCCGCCACCGCUAACAGCGAAUUCAGCUCUUAUAGCUCAGCAGCAGGCUCAUUUUAUUGCUCAGCAAAAUUUGCUUGCCCGACAAGCUGCUGCUAUGGCUGCUGAGCAACAAGCUCCAAUCUAUCAAAAUCUAAUGAAUCCUUAUCUGCUUCCAAAUCCUGCCGCGGCUGUUGGUGGCAGCCCUGCUGCUGCAGGGCAUCCGCAAUACGUUUUGAUGCCACAAAGGCAUCAGUUUUUUCAGCCUUUUCAGCUGAGUUAUGAUCCGACCGUUUUUCAAUUUACUGGUCAUCCCGGUGCCGCGACUCCAGCCGGUCCUGGAAUCGGCCAAGCCGGUAUUCCUCAGUCAAUGAAACGAUCAUACGAAAAUGCAUUUCAACAUGAUCCCAAUCAAGUUAAUAAUGCUGCUAAACGCACUUUAACCCGUCCCCCACCAGGCAGCAUGUACUUUUAUAAUCCUGGGGUUUAAGGUUUGAAAUAAACCUUGAAAUAAUUCCUGACUUAUUGCAAAAAAUCGACAAUUUUUUUUCUAUAUCAAUGGCAAUAUUAAUGUUUAAGAAAACUAUAUAUAGUUUUAUUUUUUUUUUUUUAAUAUUUUUUUUAUCUACUUUUUACUGAAAAUUAUGUAGAAAAAAAUUCCCUCAAUUUUUAUCAUGCAAGCAUUUACACUAGCUUUAAGUGGAUUUAUUGUUUUUUUUUUUUUUAUUAAAUAAAUCUUACAUUUUAAUUUUUAUUUCUACUUAACUUUAAGUAAAAAAAUAAUUGUUGUUGAAAAUUUGGUGAUUUUAUCAAAAACAAAAACAAAAAAGUUUUAAAAACUGCUUGGACAAAUAUUUUGGAAUUGAUGAAAAAUUUUCUUCUGGCAAUUCUAUGCUGAAGCAUUUCUUAGCUAAAUUAGGGGAAACAAAUUGAAUGAGGCUAACAAAAAUAAUUUCAUAAAUUUCUACAAAGUAGUAACUAAUUAAAAUCUAUUGAAUAGUUUCGGAAACUUAAAAUACCAAACAAGAAAUCUCAUGAAAGAAAUCUAUCAUGAGAUUUUUUUCUUUUAAAAAAACUGUGUGGAUAUUUAUGAAAUUAAUUUUGUCAGGUGUUGGGCUAAAAAUUGGUUGAAUUGUGUUCGAUAUUUAGGAAUGGUUAUCUUCUGGAUGUUUAGGAAAAAUAUAAACACACAGAAAUAAAAUUAAAAAAAUUAUUAUUAAUUAUAAAUAUUUAUCGAGAAAAUUUGAAAAAUGACAAAAAAUAUUUUAUUCAAUCAUGAAUUUUUUUUUUUAAACAACUUCAAAUCAUUGUGUAUUUUUUAACUUUCAUAUUUUAUUAAUAUCUGCAUUAAUUUUUUUUAUAUAUAUACAUUUACAUAUAAAAAAAUACAUUUAAAAACAAAAUAAUUUUCAAUACUUAAUAUUUGUAAUUGGUGGUGUAAGUCGCAAAGUCUUUUUUU
Episyrphus balteatus (marmalade hoverfly) is the source of this 4446-nucleotide messenger RNA. It is a transcript of the gene fus, whose product is annotated as RNA-binding protein fusilli. Lineage: Eukaryota; Metazoa; Arthropoda; Insecta; Diptera; Syrphidae. Gene Ontology annotation, cellular component: nucleoplasm; ribonucleoprotein complex. Gene Ontology annotation, molecular function: mRNA binding. The transcript has 11 exons. Bases 721 to 3477 code for a protein of 918 amino acids. Gene Ontology annotation, biological process: regulation of RNA splicing. The record is from RefSeq and is a predicted model, not a curated record.